AUGGUGAGUAUGAGCUUGGUGGGUGUGAAGCCAAGUCCUCUCCAACCCCAAUGCCCAUCUCUGCGUGUUGGAAGAAGAGCCCGUGGAGUGAUUCGGAUUCGGUGUGGAAUAGCAGAGCCGUCAGGUGAACCUGCACCUCUGGGACAAAAGACCCGCUACAAUGACGGCAUUUUCGAGAGAUCCUUUAUGAGUCUGUUCGCGCGUAAGAUGGAGAAAUACGCUGAUCCAGGAGGAGGAGGAGGAAAAGGUAGAGAGAAGAAGGGUUGGUGGGAGUGGGGGUAUGACUAUGAGAGUUUCGUGGAUGUAUCAAGGAGGGUAAUGCAGCGUCGGUCUCGUAUCCAGCAGCAGCAAGUCGUUCGAGAGGUUCUCCUCUCUAUGCUUCCUCCAGGUGCGCCUGCCCAG
Messenger RNA from Sphenostylis stenocarpa, 402 nucleotides. Lineage: Eukaryota; Viridiplantae; Streptophyta; Magnoliopsida; Fabales; Fabaceae. The record is from the annotation of a GenBank genome assembly.